This is a messenger RNA of Miscanthus lutarioriparius, 3153 nucleotides long. The record is from the annotation of a GenBank genome assembly. NCBI's taxonomy places the organism in Eukaryota, Viridiplantae, Streptophyta, Magnoliopsida, Poales, Poaceae.
AUGCAACGCACCGCCACAUGGCCAUGCAGUUUCUUCCUGUGCUUGUCUGUCUUGGUACUGCUGCUCUUCCUGUCUUCAGUCGACUCCCUGAACCAGAGCUCCAGCUCCUGCGACCCGGGUGAUCUUAAAGCCCUGGAGGACUUCUCCAAAGGUCUUGAAGGGGGUGGCGUCGCUGGCUGGACGUUCCCAAACGCAACCACCGGCGCGGUCAGCUGCUGUGCAUGGACCGGUGUCAUGUGCGAUGGCAGCGGGAGGGUCAUCGGGUUGGACCUCCAUGGCCGGAAGCUGAGGGGCGAGCUGCCGCUCUCGCUCGCGCAGCUGGACCAGCUCCAGUGGCUCAACCUCUCCGACAACUACUUCCAUGGUGCCGUCCCCGCGCCUGUGUUCCAGCUCCAGAGGCUGCAGCAGCUCAACCUCAGCUACAACGAGCUCACGGGCACACUGCCAGACAACAUUUCUCUCCCACUGAUCGAGCUCUUCAACAUAUCCUACAACAACUUCAAUGGUUCCCACCCCACGCUCCGUGGUUCAGAGCGUCUCACCGUGUUCGAUGCAGGGUACAACUCCUUUGCCGGGCAGAUUGAUACAAGCAUCUGUGAGUCGUCUGGUGAAAUCAGUGUGCUGCGAUUCACAUCCAAUCUCUUUACUGGGGACUUCCCAGCAGGCUUCGGGAACUGCACAAAGCUUGAGGAGCUGCAUGUCGAACUCAACAUCAUCUCCGGGAGAUUGCCAGAUGACCUAUUCAGGCUGCCAUCUCUGAAGAUUCUGUCUCUGCAAGAGAAUCAACUCUCUGGGGGGAUGAGCCCAAGGUUCGGUAACCUGUCCAGCCUUGAUAGGCUGGACAUAUCUUUCAAUUCAUUCUCUGGGCACCUUCCAAAUGUUUUUGGUAGCCUCCGCAAGUUGGAGUUCUUCUCUGCACAGUCCAACCUCUUCAGGGGUCCAUUGCCUCCCUCGCUGUGCUAUUCUCUGUCACUGAAGAUGCUGUACCUGAGGAACAAUUCAUUGAAUGGAGAGAUCAACCUCAAUUGCUCAGCAAUGACACAACUUAGCUCACUCGACCUUGGCACAAAUAAGUUCAUUGGCACAAUUGACAGUUUGUCGGAUUGCCAUAAUCUGAGGAGCCUGAACCUUGCCACAAACCUCCUCAGUGGUGAAAUCCCUGCUGGUUUCAGGAAGCUUCAGUCGCUAACCUACCUCUCACUUUCAAACAAUAGCUUCACAGAUGUGCCUUCAGCAUUAUCUGUCCUUCAGGACUGUCCAAGUCUAACAAGCCUCGUGCUCACAAAGAACUUCCAUGAUGAGAAGGCCUUGCCGAUGACUGGGAUACAAGGUUUUCACAACAUCCAAGUGUUUGUCAUUGCAAAUAGCCAUCUUUCAGGAUCGGUACCACCAUGGCUAGCUAAUUUCACACAAUUGAAGGUGCUAGAUCUGUCAUGGAAUCAAUUGAUCGGGAAUAUUCCUGCAUGGAUUGGUGAUCUUGAGUUUCUGUUCUAUUUGGAUCUAUCCAAUAAUUCACUUAGUGGAGGAAUUCCGGAAAACUUGUCUAACAUGAAGGCCCUUGUAACAAGAAAGAUCUCACAGGAAUCUACAGAGACUGAUUAUUUUCCUUUCUUCAUCAAAAGAAACAAGACAGGCAAAGGGUUGCAGUACAAUCAAGUUAGCAGCUUCCCACCCUCCCUAGUUCUCAGCCAUAACAAGCUCACAGGCCCCAUAUUAUCGGGCUUUGGGAUCCUAAAGCACCUAAAUGUAUUGGACCUCAGCAACAACAAUAUUUCUGGUACCAUUCCUGAUGAUCUAUCAGGGAUGUCAAGCUUGGAAUCCUUGGAUUUGUCACAUAAUAAUCUUACUGGAGGCAUCCCAUCUUCAUUAACGAAGCUGAAUUUUCUAUCAAGCUUCAGUGUGGCAUACAACAAUCUGAAUGGUACCAUUCCAUCAGGAGGUCAAUUCUGGACAUUCAGUAGUUCUGCUUAUGAGGGUAACCCCAAACUCUGUGGCAUUCGCCUAGGCCUACCCCGGUGUCAUUCAACUCCUGCUCCUACAAUUGCUGCAACAAAUAAGAGAAAGAACAAGGGCAUCAUAUUUGGAAUAGCUAUGGGUAUUGCAGUUGGGGCAGCAUUUGUUUUGUCUAUUGCUGUUGUAUUUGUACUGAAGAGUAGCUUCAGAAGGCAGGAUCAUACAGUAAAAGCUGUCGCAGAUACUAAUCAAGCCCUUGAGUUGGCACCAGCCUCACUGGUACUACUGUUUCAGGACAAGGCUGAUAAGGCAUUAACCAUCACUGACAUUUUGAAAUCGACAAACAACUUUGAUCAGGCUAACAUCAUUGGUUGUGGUGGCUUUGGUCUAGUGUACAAGGCAACAUUGCAAGAUGGAGCAGCAAUUGCUAUCAAACGACUAUCAGGUGAUUUUGGUCAGAUGGAACGGGAGUUCAAAGCAGAGGUGGAGACGUUAUCAAAAGCUCAGCAUCCCAAUCUUGUGCUUCUGCAAGGUUACUGCAGGAUUGGCAAUAACAGACUCCUGAUCUACUCUUUCAUGGAAAAUGGCAGCCUAGACCAUUGGCUUCAUGAAAAGCCAGAUGGUCCCUCCAGAUUAAUCUGGCCAAGAAGGCUUCAGAUAGCAAAAGGAGCAGCAAGAGGUUUGGCAUACCUGCAUUUGUCAUGCCAACCUCAUAUUCUCCAUCGUGACAUCAAGUCAAGCAACAUCCUUCUAGAUGAGAAUUUUGAAGCCCAUUUGGCUGAUUUUGGGCUUGCUCGGCUUAUUUGUCCCUACGCCACACAUGUGACCACUGACCUAGUUGGCACGCUGGGUUACAUUCCCCCUGAGUACGGCCAGUCUUCAGUAGCCACUUUCAAGGGUGAUGUUUAUAGUUUUGGCAUUGUCCUUCUGGAGUUAUUAACUGGAAAGAGGCCUGUAGACAUGUGCAAGCCGAAGGGAGCUCGGGAGUUAGUCUCAUGGGUUACACAUAUGAAAAAGGAAAACCGUGAAGCUGAUGUCUUGGACCGUGCAAUGUAUGAUAAGAAAUUUGAGACGCAAAUGCUGCAGAUGAUUGAUGUUGCUUGUCUGUGCAUAAGUGAUUCACCAAAACUGCGGCCAUUAACACAUCAGUUAGUGCUAUGGCUUGACAACAUUGGUGUGACCAGUGAUGCACCAAAGUGA